Galeopterus variegatus (Sunda flying lemur) is the source of this 858-nucleotide messenger RNA. RefSeq names its product sulfotransferase family, cytosolic, 2A, dehydroepiandrosterone (DHEA)-preferring, member 1 (gene SULT2A1). Gene Ontology annotation, cellular component: cytoplasm. Gene Ontology annotation, biological process: sulfation. The coding region runs from base 1 to 858 and encodes 285 amino acids. The transcript is spliced from 6 exons. Gene Ontology annotation, molecular function: sulfotransferase activity. Lineage: Eukaryota; Metazoa; Chordata; Mammalia; Dermoptera; Cynocephalidae. The record is from RefSeq and is a predicted model, not a curated record.
AUGUCAGAAGACUAUUUGUGGUUUGAAGGGAUAGCUUUCCCUAAACGGAGUUACAAACCUGAAAGAAUUAGAGAAGUACGCGAUGAGUUUGUGAUGAAGGAUGACGAUGUAGUAAUAGUGACUUACCCCAAAUCAGGAACAAACUGGUUGAUUGAGAUUGUAUGCCUGAUUCUCUCCAAGGGGGAUCCCAAGUGGAAUCAAUCUGUGCCCACCUGGGAACGCUCGCCCUGGAUAGAGACUGUGCAUGCACAUAAAUUUAUAGAUAAUAUGAAGGACCCACGCCUCUUCAGCUCCCAUCUCCCUUUCCAACUCUUCCCCAAGUCUAUCGUCGGUUCCAAGGCCAAGGUGAUUUAUCUCAUCAGAAAUCCCAGAGAUGUUAUUGUGUCUGGUUAUCAUUUCUUGAAUUCAGAGUUUUUUAUUGAGAAGCCAAAGUCACUGCAACAAUAUUUUGAAUGCUUCAUCCAAGGAAAUGUGAUAUACGGAUCAUGGUUUGACCAUGUGCAUGGCUGGAUACCAAUGAGAGAGAAGGGAAACUUCCUGAUGCUGAGUUACGAAGAGCUGAGCAAGGACAAAAGAAGCACUGUAGAGAAGAUCUGUCAAUUCCUGGAGAAGAAGUUAGAACCAGAAGAGCUGGACUUAGUCCUCAAGAAUAGCACCUUCAAGGCCAUGGAAGACAACAACAGGUCCAACUUUUCUCUCCUGAAUGAAACUGCUUUCAGCAGCAUUCCAUCUAUCAUGAGGAAAGGCAUCUGUGGGGACUGGAAAAAUGUCUUGACAGUGGCCCAAGCUGAAGUCUUUGAUAAAAUAUUCCAGGAGAAGAUGGCAGAUCUUCCUCGAGAGCUGUUCCCAUGGCAAUAA